Messenger RNA from Bipolaris maydis ATCC 48331, 1062 nucleotides. RefSeq lists its product as uncharacterized. The record is from RefSeq and is a predicted model, not a curated record. Lineage: Eukaryota; Fungi; Ascomycota; Dothideomycetes; Pleosporales; Pleosporaceae.
AUGCCAAAACUCUUCAUCACUGGCGCAACCGGCUACAUUGGAGGCGACGCCCUCUAUGCCAUUGCAAACACCUACCCUGAUCUCGAGAUUACCGCCCUAGUCCGCAAUAGCGACAAAGGCGCCAAAGUCGCUGCACAAUACCCCAAGACUCGCCUCGUCUAUGGUACGCUAGACAGCACUGAUCUCCUUUCCGAGGAAGCUUCCAAUGCAGACAUUGUUCUUCAUUGUGCUGAUUGCGACCACCUGGCUUCUGCCCAGGCACUGGUUGCUGGCCUUGCUCGCAGUGGGCGAAAGUCGUAUCUCAUCCACACCUCUGGCACCGGCAUCCUUUCAUUUGCCGAUUUUGGAGAGAAUACGUACGGUAUUACCCGAGAAAAGGUCUUUGAUGAUUGGGACAAUAUCACUGAAGUUACUUCACUCCCGGAUACCGCUGUCCAUCGCAACGUUGACAAGGUUAUCCUGGGAUCCCACGAGGCAUCGUCGGGCAACAUCCAAUCGGCCAUUGUUUGCCCUCCCUGUAUCUAUGGACCAGGGCGCGGUCCUGACAACAAGCGCAGUGUGCAAGCGUACGACAUGACUGCGGCCACAUUGAAACGAAUGAAAGGUUUCGUCGUAGGAGAGGGAAAGAAUCGAUGGACCCAGGUGCACGUCCAAGAUCUCAGCGAACUAUUUCUCGCUCUUGUAACAGCGGCUCUGUCGCCUGAUGGCGGCAAGGCCACCUGGAACCAGGAAGGAUACUACUUUGCAGAGAACGGAGAAUUCUGCUGGGGUGACAUCGGACGCAAGAUUGCCGACAUUGCCUUCAAGAACAAACUCAUCAACCAUGAAGGAAUUGAUAAUGUGAGCAAAGAAGAAGCGGAUCAAAUGAGACCAUUCGGUAGUUACCUCUGGGGCACCAACUCCCGUUGCAAGGCUAUCAGAGCUAAGAAGCUGCUUGGAUGGACGCCUAAACAAAAGAGUCUCUUUGACCUCUUGCCAGAGAUUAUCGAUGAUGAAGCCAAGCUGCUGGGUCGUACCCGGCAGCACGCUGAGGAGGCGGCUGAAGGGCGCAUUCUAAAGUAG